CGCGCAUCAUAUUUUUUAGGGCGGUGUUCGCAUUUUGUUUUCAUUAAUUAUUCGCUGCUUACAAAUUAGUUAUUAAUUAAAAACGUAUCUAAGCAUGAACACAAUGGAUAAAUGCAUGCUGGCCGCCCUCGUUUUGGGCUGCCUGCUGCAAACAGCUUGGGCCAUCAAAUGCUGGGAUUGCCGCUCCGACAACGAUCCCAAGUGCGGAGAUCCCUUCGACAACAGCACACUGGCCAUCACGGACUGCCAGCAGGCGCCGGAGCUGGAGCACCUGAAGGGCGUGCGUCCGACCAUGUGCCGCAAGAUUCGCCAGAAGGUGCACGGCGAAUGGCGCUACUUCCGCAGCUGCGCCUACAUGGGCGAGCCGGGCAUUGAGGGGGACGAACGCUUCUGCCUGAUGCGCACCGGCAGCUACAACAUCUUCAUGGAGUUCUGCACCUGCAACAGCAAGGACGGCUGCAACGGUGCGGGCCUGCAGCGGAGCAGCUUGACCAGCGUCCUCUUUGGCACCUUUGCCGUUGGCCUUGUCGCGCACUUCCUGCGGCAAUAGCAGCAGCCACUAUAGCCAAAGCGAACUGUACCACUCUCUAUGUGUAAUUUUUCAAUGUGCCUUCAACUCGAACCGAAAUGAACUUAACUUAACUUGGAACGCAUUUCCGUCCUGCCUCUGCGCACGUAUAUAUAAAUCCCUUCAGACAUCUAUUCCACGCGCACAUAUUCCGUACCAUUUAGGAUCAAAGUGUAAUCUCGAUUAUUUUCUUAUAUAUUGUAUGCAGUUUUUACAAAUGUUUAGUUUAAGCGACGAAAGUUUACAAAUUUUAUUGUAAUGCAAUUUAGAACAUUUUUACAACAGAAUAA
This is a messenger RNA of Drosophila novamexicana, 858 nucleotides long. RefSeq lists its product as uncharacterized. The coding region runs from base 95 to 550 and encodes 151 amino acids. The record is from RefSeq and is a predicted model, not a curated record. The transcript is spliced from 2 exons. Lineage: Eukaryota; Metazoa; Arthropoda; Insecta; Diptera; Drosophilidae. Gene Ontology annotation, biological process: regulation of synaptic transmission, cholinergic; sleep; positive regulation of voltage-gated potassium channel activity.